AUGGGAAAAAAAAAUUCAUUGUUGGCUUCUUCCAAAGCCGUAGACCCCCACCUGGAGGCUCUCUUUGCCUCGAGUUCUGGCCCGGUGUCCGCUCCUCCUACAUCAAGAUACCAGAAGCUCCGAGAAAGCAAGCCCAAGUCGGCGUCGAACAACGAGGCAUCUGACGAUGACGACGAGGUGCUGUCUGAAGCCAGCGAAGAGCUCGACUACGAGGACGACGAGGAGAAUGACAAGGAUGGCGACGAAGAGGAAAAUUCUGGUGAAUCUGAAGAAGAAGAAGAAGGAGAGCCCAGUGCUAAGGAGGAAUCUAAAGAAGCCACCGUACCCCGCCAGGAGCGCAAACGCAAGCGCAAGGAUGACAAUGAAGAUCUGGAAGGAAAAUAUCUUGCUAGCCUGAGCAAGAAUGACAAAGACGAGCCAUCCGGCAAGCGUGUCAAAGGCGAGACCACAAAGGACGGCUCCGGCUCCGACUCUGACAACAGCGACGACUCCGAGGAGGACGAGAAAGCAGACAAUGAAGUAUUGCCCACACACGAAUCACUCAGCAAGGAGGCCACGACCGCUGAAGCGGACAAGGCCUCCAGGACCGUCUUCCUGGCCAACGUCUCUUCCGAAGCCGUCUCCUCCAAGUCCGCCAAGAAGCAGCUCCUCGCGCACCUCUCCGCCGCCCUCGACAACGAUGACUAUCCGCUUCAAAAGGUAGAGUCGAUCCGCUUCCGCUCCAUCGCCUUCUCAGCGCUCUCGAUGCCCAAACGCGCCGCCUACAUCACCAAGUCCGUCAUGGAGGCCACCACGCACUCCGCCAACGCCUACGUCGUCUUCUCGACCGCCGCCGCCGCCCGGCGCGUCUGCCAGCAGCUCAACGGCAGCGAGGUGCUCGGUCGCCACCUCCGCGUCGACAGCGUCGCCCACCCAAGCAAGACGGACCAUCGCCGCUGCGUCUUCGUCGGCAACCUCGGCUACUUCGACGACGAGAACACCGACAAGGACGGCGAGAAGGAGACCAAGAAGCGCAACAAAGUGCCUGCUGAUGUCGAGGAGGGUCUCUGGCGCACAUUUUCCAAGCACGGCAAGGUGGAAAACGUCCGUGUCGUGCGCGACCCCCAGACUCGCGCAGGCAAAGGCUUUGCCUAUGUCCAGUUCUACGACGCCAAUGCCGUGGAAGAAGCUCUUCUUCUUGACGGCAAGAGUUUCCCUCCCAUGCUGCCGCGCAAGCUGCGCGUCACCCGCGCCAAGGACCCGCGCAAGACGAACCAGGCGAUGGAGCGCACCAAGGCCAAGUUCAACAGCGGGAAGCAAGCCGGCGACCGUGGCAAGGCCGCCGGCGGGGUGGCCCGCAAGGGCGCCUCGACCUACGUUCCCAAGCUGACGCCGGACCAGCAGGCCGCCGCCGGCCGCGCCGGGAAGCUGUUCGGCCGCGCGCGCGCGAACGGUGGCAGCGGCGCUGUCCUGCCUAGCGGUGUGAAGGCGCCUGAGAAGAUUGUAUUUGAGGGCCGCCGCGCGUCGUCUCGGGACGCACUCCCCAAGGACCUCAAGAAGAAGGUCAAGAGCAAGCGCGCCCGGCCGACCACUAGAAGCGCUCGCCGGGGCGCCGACUGGAAGAAGAAGAGUUCUGAUAAGUGA
Molecule: messenger RNA, 1623 nt
Organism: Cordyceps fumosorosea ARSEF 2679
Lineage: Eukaryota; Fungi; Ascomycota; Sordariomycetes; Hypocreales; Cordycipitaceae
Product: nucleolar protein 12
Exons: 4
Coding region: 1-1623 (540 amino acids)
Molecular function (GO): RNA binding
Source: RefSeq, a predicted model, not a curated record